GACCCUUAAACGGCGGAAGCUGCUUGCUCAUCGUCAGACAGUGUCGAAGAUGGCUCUUGCUAGUGUGUUGAACAGUGAUUGUGCGGAUUUUUCAUUUGCUAAUUGUCAGCCUUCUGGUUUUGGUUGUGGACCCGGACUGAGCGGUCUGGGUUUUGAGGCUACGCCGACAGACAGCCUCAGUUUUUCCGUUAGAAACCCGCUGUGUGCCGGUGAAGAGGAUGGCGUCGAGAGGAAAAUAGAGUUCCUGCACGGAACCACCACAUUAGCAUUCAAAUUCCAGCAUGGUGUUAUUGUUGCAGUGGACUCUCGGGCCACAGCGGGCUCCUACAUCGCCUCGCAGACGGUGAAGAAGGUGAUUGAGAUCAACCCCUACCUGCUGGGCACCAUGGCUGGAGGAGCUGCAGACUGUAGCUUCUGGGAGCGCCUGCUGGCCCGCCAGUGCCGCAUUUACGAGCUUCGCAACAAGGAGCGCAUCUCGGUGGCAGCAGCCUCAAAACUGCUUGCUAACAUGGUGUACCAGUACAAGGGCAUGGGACUCAGCAUGGGAACCAUGGUGUGCGGUUGGGACAAGAGAGGCCCAGGGCUGUACUAUGUCGAUUCAGAAGGAAACCGGGUGUGUGGCGACCUGUUCGCUGUGGGCUCGGGCUCCAUGUACGCCUACGGUGUGAUGGACAGUGGCCUGCGGCAAGACCUGACAGUGGAGGAGGCCUGCGAGCUAGGCCGCCGCGCCAUCUACCAGGCCACAUUCCGCGACGCCUACAGCGGAGGGCAGGUCAACCUGUACCAUGUCCACAGCGAGGGCUGGACCAGGGUGUCCCAGCAAGAUGUGCUCAUGCUGCACCAGCAGUACAAGGAACAGGAGUAGUCCUUAAAAUGAAAAGCAGAGGGGACAAGGAAGUGGGGAGGGAGAAGGGAGGUGUAAGGAAAAUAGUUUAUUCCAGUAUCCAAUGUUACAGAUGUUCUGAAAUAUCAGUAGACACACUAAUUAAAAAAAAAAAGGACUCAUUGAUCGAUUGAUCUCCACUUGUAUCACUUUUGUGACCCAUUUUGACUUGUCAGUAGCUCGAAGCUUUAUGUUGUACAUUUUUAACAAUACCAGUGAGCUCCACUCACCCUGCACAGAGUCUGAAUUGAGGGGCUGCAGAGAGGGGGGCCGAUGACUCAAACAUGCUUUAUUACAGUGUGGGAGUAGUGUGGUGCUUGCCCUACAUACAUUUCAUUUGGAUCAUACCCUGUAAAACUACAUCUACUUUCUCAAUAAACCUGUGAUGUUCUUUUUUUUCAA
This is a messenger RNA of Thunnus maccoyii (southern bluefin tuna), 1285 nucleotides long. RefSeq names its product proteasome subunit beta type-5-like. The transcript has 3 exons. Bases 50 to 865 code for a protein of 271 amino acids. Lineage: Eukaryota; Metazoa; Chordata; Actinopteri; Scombriformes; Scombridae. The record is from RefSeq and is a predicted model, not a curated record. Gene Ontology annotation, cellular component: proteasome core complex. Gene Ontology annotation, molecular function: threonine-type endopeptidase activity.